This is a messenger RNA of Tyto alba (common barn owl), 4163 nucleotides long. RefSeq names its product proline-serine-threonine phosphatase interacting protein 1 (gene PSTPIP1). The coding region runs from base 534 to 1757 and encodes 407 amino acids. NCBI's taxonomy places the organism in Eukaryota, Metazoa, Chordata, Aves, Strigiformes, Tytonidae. Gene Ontology annotation, molecular function: actin filament binding. Gene Ontology annotation, biological process: actin filament polymerization. The transcript has 15 exons. Gene Ontology annotation, cellular component: plasma membrane; cytoplasm; actin filament. The record is from RefSeq and is a predicted model, not a curated record.
GACAGUUUGACUCUAAUUUCCUCCACAGCUUAUCUCUCUGCAUUGUACUGGUUUCCUUUGCAUUUUAAUUGUUCUCUCUCCUCCUGUAGCUGAUCAAAUCAUACCACCGGAUUUUACUUUUUUUUUUUUUUUUUUUUUUUUUAUUUUCCCCAGCCACUUACAUGCAUACAUGGCAAAGAGCAGCCUGACAUCAUUCAACAUCUCCUUGCUUCCUCAUUUCAAUAUUAACUGCUUACUAGAAGAGAAACAGGUUUGGGGUUAGCGUCCUGAGUAUGUGCAUGUCUCUGUGUGCGAGCAAGAGCUUUUUUCCCUUCUGUCCCUUCACAGCCAUAGGUCAUUACGCUGAGUUGCCUGAAACUGCCCAAUGCUAUUUUACACAAGCUUGACUUCAGAAGAGGCAGGUCUGUGGAUGUGCUUCACUUUCCGCUUUGGCUGGGCUGGAGCAGCAAAGCUCAGUGUUGCCACUGCUGCCGCUGCUCUCAGCUGAGAACAAACUUGCUGAAGGAUUCCUUCCUCUCCACAGAGCAAUAAUAAUGGCACAGCUACAGUUUAAAGAUGCAUUUUGGUGCAAGGAGUUCACCUUCCACACUGGCUAUGAGGUGCUCGUACAGCGGCUGUUGGAUGGGAGGAAGAUGUGCAAAGAUGUGGAGGAUUUGCUCAAGCAGAGAGCGCAAGCAGAGGAGAGAUAUGGGAAAGAGCUGAUACAAAUCGCCCGAAAAGCAGGAGGACAAACAGAAAUCAACACACUGAAGGCAGCAUUUGAGAGGCUCAAGCAACAAAUCGAAAGUGUUGGAAACUCUCAUAUCCAGCUGGCAGUAAUGCUGAAGGAUGAACUGAAAGGAAUAGAGGAGUUCCGAGAAAGACAGAAGGAACAAAGAAAGAAGUAUGAGUCUGCAAUGGAGCGUAUGCAGAAGAGCAAAUUGUCCCAUUAUAAGAAAACAAUGGAGUCAAAGAAGACCUAUGAGCAGAAGUGCAAGGAAGCGGAUGAGGCCGAGCAGUUCUUUGAACGGACAAGUGCUUCAGGCAACCAAAAGCAAACAGAAAAGAGUCAGAACAAAGCCAAGCAAUGCAGAGAUGCAGCAAAUGAUGCAGAGAACAUGUACAAACAGAACAUUGAGCAGCUGGAUAAGGUCAGGACAGAGUGGGAACAGGAACAUAUCAAAACCUGCGAGGUCUUCCAGCUCCAGGAGUGCGACCGCAUCACCAUCCUCCGCAACUCGCUGUGGGUUCACUGCAACCAGCUCUCCAUGCAGUGUGUGAAGGAUGAUGAGCUCUAUGAAGAGGUUCGGGUAAGCUUGGAGAACUGCGUUGUAGAGUCAGACAUAGACCACUUCAUUAAGACUAAAAUGACAGGAACGCAACCUCCAGAUGCAAUAGGAUAUGAGAACUACUACACCAGAGAAACAAACAGAAGCAACAGCAGCCCAACCCAGUCGUGUGGGAUGAUGAAGAGAUUCUCUGGACUACUGCACGGAAGCAGCAAAAACAACACGGAAAGUGUCACUCCUUCAGCCCCUCCUCUUGCAGAGAAAGCAGACGGAGUCUAUGCAUCCCUUUUUGUAAAUGAACAAGGUGGAAUCACAUCUUCACAGGACUACAGAGUACUUUAUGACUACAUAGCCCAGAACACGGAUGAACUGGACAUCAGUGAAGGAGACACUGUAGCUGUUAUUGAAGAAAAUGAGGAUGGCUGGUGGACAGCAGAAAGGAAUGGGCAGCGAGGCUUUGUGCCAGGGUCUUAUCUUGAAAAGCUUUAGUGAAAAGAAGCCCCAGCCCUCAGACUUUAAAAAUGUUCUAUUACUGAAAACAAACAGCACACAAGGACUGCUUCAGCUGACCACGGGCACCUCAUAAUACUGUCUUCUACAAUCACCAGUCAGCAAAUAACCAACUGACCGUGCUUUCCUCUUCCUUCCUCCUGCCCCAUCCCAGCACCUCCCGGCCUACAGAGUCUGCAAAAAAUGUCUUCACCUUCACCUUUGCGUUUCUUACCGCGGUUCUUCCUACCUUCAGCACACUGUCCUGCCAUGAGUGUUGCAAAGCUUGGUGAAUCUGGGAGGAAAAUCCUGCCCAGAACUUAACUGCACUGAAGGAAAAAGAUCAAGGAAGCAAGUGCUGUUUCUCCAAGAUGGAGGACCACCUCCAGCCAGCCUGUGAGCCACCCUCACGGUCACAGUAGCCAUGUUCUCUGUUAAGAUCCCCUCCUCUCACUGCACAGGCUAUGCAAGCAUUUUUGACCGUGGAGUGGAAAGCACACUCAGAAAGCAAGAUAGCUUUGAUGUCGCAAGGUCUUAGCUGUACAAAACUAGGAGGAAGCUCUCUUAGGUUUCUUUUAACAGCCCUCUUUCAAGUUCCCCUUACAGCAUGUCGGUAAGCAGGGAGAAAGGUGGGGAACCCUCCACUGUAUUUUAUCAGCAUCACUGAUGAAAAUAGAAAAUACCACGAAUGCAGCUAGAGAGGACCAACACUCAUCAGUAGUAAGAAAACAUAAGGCACUCCCCGUCAUGGCCAUCUCCUAAUAUAAUGAUAUCCAAGCUAUCCAUGCCUCUGCUUUGCACUGGAUUCUGAGGCAGCAAAAUAAGGACAGAUGAUGAGCCUAAGGCUUGCUUUUGCUUUGGUUGGAUGGUUUCCCUGACACCUCCCUGGGAUUUUUCAUGUUCAAAAAAACCCCAGCAAAAGCAACAAAUAAGUAAAGCCUCCAGCAGUGCUGUACUGUCCUGAUCCCUCUCCUCUGAGCACCAGAGAGAAGUGCUAGUUACCUCCUCAUGCAAUCUGCAUACCCAUGUCACCAGGGCCUUCUCCUCUCAACCCCUCCAUCCACCCGGCUGAUCCUCUCCUCCUCAUCUGCCCACAGGCUCUUCUGUCUGUAACUAUCUACAGCCUCUGCCCCUCUGGGAUUGCUGGCAUAGACAUGUGCUGGCUCUUGUCCAGGCACUACUAAUGCGCUUGUUCUUCAACAAACCCUCUUCAGAGAUGUCACACUGUGCAGCUUCACUGUAUUUCACAGAUUUCAGCUCUAUCAGUCUUUCUAGUUUAGUAUUUAAGAACAUUUCCACCUGCCAUCACUUACCAAGGGAUCGGCAGAUACUUUCUGCCACUCCUUCCUUUUCAGUAUUUUGAGAUGGUUUAAAAAAAAAAAAACAAACCAGUGAUUUAAUCUGAAGCAGAGUGCACUAUUUCUAGGGGCAGAAUGACCUUGUUUGAUGAGGUUUCAGGUCUUAAAACUGAACUGAGACAAAGAAAACGAAUCAAAUUGCUACCCAAAAGGCAUGGAGCGGGGAGGACCUGUUAGCUAAGACACAGCAGGAAAAACAAAGAGAAAUCUAGACAGAAGAAAAAGCCAUAUGCAAUUAUUCAUGCAGUGAAACAGAAUGAAGGUCAGAGGCAUUUGCAGUACCUUAUUCUAAUUCCUCGCUUCAGGAAUGGAAUAGAAGUUGCUGCAGGCCCUUUUUCUUUAGUUCCCUGCAGUCCAUUGCACAGGCACAUUUGUCCUUCCUGCAUUUCCCCAAGUUAUUAAGCAGCACACCUGUAUCAGUUCUGAAGGGCUCCUAGUACCUCAUAUUAACACAGGCUCAGAGAAACUGCAGGAACUUGAACUCAAUUAAAGCACUAAGUUAUAUGAACAGCAGUGCUCUUUCAGGCUGAAGAUGUUAACAACAGGUUUCCGUGACAUCUGAAUUGAACAGUGAUAGAAAGAUGGUCCACAAGAGCCUUCAACUGCGCCACCGCACUGUAAAUGGAAGCUGUCAGAGACAACUGCAACAUCGCUUGUUAUGUACAGCAUGAGAGGAAAUCUAAAGUAUGAGAGAUUUAAUGUAUUUGCUUCUUGAACACUUGGUUUUCCACAGAGAUAACUGUAAUAAAACAACAAAUACUUAACUAAAUUUAGGUAGAUAUUUUGUAGGUUAUCUUAAUUAAAGAGAAAAAAAUAGACUAUCGAGAUGCAUCUCCUCUAAUUAUGUGCAACACAUGGAUUUUGCUAAGACUCCUCGCUUCUCUGUGGGCCCAGACAGCCUCACACGAGACACUGCAGCACCUAGUCCUGGUUACCCUGAAAUCCUGUUACAGAUCAGCUUUGCUUACGUGUACCACAUGGUCUACAUCGCUAACCGACAGCUAGUGGAAUGGUGACUGCUGUUUCUACCCCAUCAAGUAAUUUUGUA